This is a messenger RNA of Acanthamoeba castellanii str. Neff, 1509 nucleotides long. RefSeq names its product aldehyde dehydrogenase (NAD) family superfamily protein. Gene Ontology annotation, molecular function: aldehyde dehydrogenase (NAD+) activity. Gene Ontology annotation, cellular component: cytoplasm. NCBI's taxonomy places the organism in Eukaryota, Discosea, Longamoebia, Acanthamoebidae. The record is from RefSeq and is a predicted model, not a curated record. The coding region runs from base 1 to 1509 and encodes 502 amino acids. The transcript has 8 exons. Gene Ontology annotation, biological process: aldehyde metabolic process.
AUGGAAGGACGUUACACUGCUGUUGAUUCGAUUCCUGGGCUCGUGGCGGGUCUGCGCAAGACAUGGAAGAGCGGCAAGACGCUCAACCUCGAGUGGCGUCUGCAGCAGCUGCGCCAGCUGAUCAAGUUGCUCAAGGAGAACGAGAACCAGAUUAUCGCGGCACUCAAGGCCGACCUGCGCUCGACCGAUUUGAUUGCUGGCUCGGAGGUGGACAGCUCGAUCAAGGAGGCGACCGCGGCCAUCAAGAACCUGCCCGAGUGGUCCAAGCCCGAGGAGAAGUCGGUGCCCCUCAUGCACAAGCCCGGCUCGGGCUUCAUCGUCAAAGAGCCCUACGGCCUCGUCCUCAUCAUCUCCCCCUGGAACUACCCGAUCUCGCUGCUCCUCAAGCCGUUGGUGGGCGCCAUCUCCGCCGGUAACGUCGCAUGCCUGAAGCCCUCCGAGGUCAGCGUCAACUGCUCGCGCGUCCUCUUUGACCUCAUCCCCCGGUACCUGGAUCAGGAGGCGGUGGUGGUGGUGGAGGGUGCAGUCGAGGAGACGCAGGCCCUGUUGAAGGAGGCCUGGGACUACAUCUUCUACACGGGCAACGGCAAGGUGGGCCGCGAGGUCAUGAAGGCCGCCUCGGCCAACCUGACCCCGGUCACCCUCGAGCUGGGCGGCAAGUCGCCCGUCAUCCUCGACUCCCAUGUCAACCUCGACGUCGCCGCCAGGCGGCUCUGCUGGGCCAAGUUCACGGUCAAUGCUGGUCAGACUUGCGUCGCGCCGGACUACAUUUUGGUCACCAAGGACAUGGAGAAGCCGCUGCUGGAGAAGAUGGCGGCGACGCUGAAGGAGUUCUACGGCAACAACCCGAAGGCCACGGCGGACUACUCGCGCAUCAUCAACGAGCGACACACCCAGCGCGUCGCGGCGCUGAUCGAAGGCCACGACGUGUUCGUGGGCGGCGAGGUGGACGUCGAGGACCGCUACAUCGCGCCCACGAUCCUGACCAACGUCGACACCAACGCCAAGGUGAUGCAGGAGGAGAUCUUCGGCCCGGUGCUGCCCAUCGUGCCGGUCGACUCGGUCGAGCAGGCCAUCGACUUCAUCAACGACAGGCCCAAGCCGCUCGCCCUCUACAUCUUCUCGAACAGCAGCGCCACCCAGGACAAGGUCCUCAAGAACACCUUCUCCGGCGGUGUGGCGAUCAACGACGCGAUCCUGCAGGUGGUGUGCCCCGAGCUGCCCUUCGGCGGCGUGGGCGAGAGCGGCAUGGGCGCCUACAACGGCAAGCACACCUUCGACACCUUCACCCACCGCAAGAGCGUCCUCAAGAGGGCCGUGUGGUCGGAUCCGUCGCUGCGGUACCCGCCGUACACGGAGAGCAAGCUCAAGUGGCUCAAGCUGCUGGGCGGCGACCUCAAGAUCCCCAGGUGGGUCGUGAUCGCCCUCCUGGCCGUGCCCGUCAUCGCCUUCGUCUUCUCCCGCUACGGCUUCCUCUUCAACAACGCCUCCUCCUCCGGCCGCCUCUAA